Pelecanus crispus (Dalmatian pelican) is the source of this 1486-nucleotide messenger RNA. It is a transcript of the gene CNBP, whose product is annotated as CCHC-type zinc finger nucleic acid binding protein. NCBI's taxonomy places the organism in Eukaryota, Metazoa, Chordata, Aves, Pelecaniformes, Pelecanidae. Gene Ontology annotation, molecular function: nucleic acid binding; zinc ion binding. The record is from RefSeq and is a predicted model, not a curated record.
UUCUCAGGCAGGUAAUCUGCAGCCAUGAGCAGCAAUGAAUGCUUCAAGUGUGGACGUACUGGCCACUGGGCUCGGGAGUGCCCUACUGGAAUUGGCCGUGGUCGUGGGAUGAGAAGCCGUGGUAGAGCAGGCUUCCAGUUCAUGUCUUCAUCUCUCCCGGACAUCUGUUACCGCUGUGGUGAGUCUGGCCAUCUUGCCAAGGACUGUGAUCUUCAGGAGGAUGCCUGCUAUAACUGCGGUAGAGGUGGCCACAUUGCGAAGGACUGCAAGGAGCCGAAGAGGGAGAGAGAGCAGUGCUGCUACAACUGUGGCAAACCUGGCCAUCUGGCUCGUGACUGUGACCAUGCAGAUGAGCAGAAGUGCUAUUCUUGUGGAGAGUUUGGGCACAUUCAAAAAGACUGCACCAAAGUGAAAUGCUAUAGGUGUGGUGAAACUGGCCAUGUAGCCAUCAACUGCAGCAAGACCAGUGAAGUCAACUGCUAUCGCUGCGGCGAGUCAGGGCACCUUGCACGGGAAUGCACAAUUGAAGCUACAGCCUAAUUAUUUUCCUUUGUCGCCCCUCCUUUUUCUGAUUGAUGGUUGUAUUAUUUUUCUCUGAAUCCUCUUCACUGGCCAAAGGUUGGCAGAUAGAGGCUACUCCCAGGCCAGUGAGCUUUACUUGCCGUGUAAAAGGAGGAAAGGGGUGGAAAAAUCAACUUUCUGCAUUUAACUACAAAAAAUGUUUAUGUUUAGUUUGGUAGAGGUGUUAUGUAUAAUGCUUUGUUAAAGAACCCCCUUUCCGUGCCACUGGUGAAUAGGGAUUGAUGAGUGGGAAGAGUUGAGUCAGACCAGCAAACCCUCUCUGGAUUACAUGGAAGUGAUCCUAUGCAGGAGGAAAGAAAUUCUGGAAGUGUCUAAACUUCCUCAUAACUUUAAUUUUAUUGCAAUGGCCUUGGAUUGUCUGACCUCAGUAGCUGUUAACACCAAGUAAUAUCUGUAUCAGGCCCUACCUAGAGCAUAUAGCUGAGUGGGAGUAAACAAACAAGAUGCACAUGCCUGUUAAUGGCCAUGAGAGAGAGAGAGAGAAAUCAGGAAUAAACUUAAAAGUAACAGUAAUUCAGUCAAUGAAUGUUCAUGUUGGAGAUACAGAACGUAAUGGGAAGCUUUUGAAUAAAUAUUUCAAAGUAAAUCUGAAACCCAGACAUCAGUGCUCAUAGCAUAUACAAUUUGGAGCUAUUCAGGAGUUGCAAAUAAAUGCAUUUUCACAGAAAUCAAGAUGUUAUUUUUGUAUACUAUAUCACUUAGACAACUGAGUUUCAUUUGCUUGUAAUCAGUUUUUAAAGUAAGAUGGUAAAAGCAAUUGAAGUCCUAGAACAUAGAAAAUGUAAUUUUAAACUAUCAAUAAAGCUGGAGGAGGAAGGGGAGUUUGGCUAAAGUUCUUUUUGUUUAUUUUUGGUUUUCAUGUACACAGUGCAAAGUAACAUAUUAAAAAGGGGUAUGUGGAGGU